UUCCGGGGACAGGCUAGGGUUUGCGCCGAUGCUCCAGGCAUGAAACGCGAGCGGGAGGAGGCAGCAGCGGCGGGCAAGGAGGAGCGCGACGGGGCUGCUGCGAUUCGCCACUGCCCAGGUUUGAUGGCGCACGCCAAUGGCGGCAGCGGCGACGAGCAAAAGAAGGCGGCGGCGGCGGCGGCGACGAGGAGCAACAAGUAUGAUCGGCAGCUCCGGAUUUGGGGCGAGCACGGGCAGGGCGCGCUGGAGCAAGCCAGCGUCUGCCUCUUGAAUUGCGGAGCCACGGGCAGCGAGGCGCUCAAGAAUCUCGUCCUGGGAGGGAUUGGCAAUGUCACGGCCGUGGACGGGGGAUUGGUCCAUGAAUCCGACCUUGGCAACAAUUUCCUCCUCAGCGCCGAGAAUCUAGGCCAGCCGCGAGCCAAGAGCAUGGCCGCAUUGCUCCAGGAGAUGAACGACUCGGUGUUGAUCGACCACAUCGACGCCUCGCCCGAGUCUCUGCUUGACUCCGACCCGGGAUUCUUCGCGAGGUUCACGCUCGUGAUCGCCACCCAGAUGCGUGACAGGAGCUUGGUGAUCCUGGACGAGGUUUGCCGGCGCUUCUCCGUGAUGCUGCUCGUCGCGCGAUCCUAUGGACUGACCGGGUACGUGAGGAUCAGCCUCCGCGAGCACGCGGUGAUCGAGAGCAAGCCCGACAACACCGUGAGCGAUCUCCGGCUCCACAGGCCAUGGCCGGAGCUCACCACGUUCGUCGAAGAGUUUAACUUGGAGACCGAGGACUCUCUCGUCCACAAGCACAUCCCUUUCGCGAUCAUCCUUCUCAAGGUGUGUGAGGAGUGGAGGAGCAAGCACGGCGGCGCUCUCCCGUCGACCACCAAGGAGAGAUCCGAGUUUAAGUCCCUGGUGGCGUCGAAGAAGCAGGCACAGGACGAGGACAACUACAAGGAGGCGGUGGCGGCGGCGAGCAAAGUCUGGUCUCCGCCAUCGCUGAGCUCGGAAGUGAAAGCCAUCCUGGAAGACGGCGCUGCCGACGUCGACUCUAGCUCCUCGGACUUUUGGAUACUCGUGGCGGCGCUCAAGAGAUUCGUGGCCUCGGAGGGUGGCGGAGAGUUUCCACUCGACGGUGCCAUCCCGGACAUGCAUUCUUUCACCGAGUACUACAUCCUCCUCCAGCGCUGCUACCAGGCCAAGGCCGAGUCGGAUGUCUCGGCCGUGGAAGCCCACGUAAGGAGCAUCCUCUCGCAGCUGGGAAGAGAUCCGGACUCCAUCUCCAGGGCCGCGAUCAAGCACUUUUGCAAGAACUCGAGGAACUUGAGGGUGCUGAGGUACCGCUCGCUGGCGGAGGAGCUGGGCUUGAAAGAGGUCGGGGCCAAGCUCCAGAAGUAUCUCCCGUUCGAGGGAGACAACACAAACUACGCGAUCUACCUCAUGUUUCGAGCGGUGGACAGAUUCGCCGAAGAGUUUGGGAGGUUCCCGGGGGCUAUGGCGGACGAGACGGUGGAGGAGGACGCGGCCAAGGUCGGGGCGAUUGCGCACAAACUGGCGGGCGAGAUUGGACUGGACGGUGGCGUCUCGGAGGAGCUCGUGUACGAGUUUUGCCGGUUUGGAGGCGGGGAGAUCCACUGCGUUGGCGCUGUCGUCGGGGGGAUUGCGUCGCAGGAAGCCAUCAAGCUGGUGACCAAGCAGUUCACUCCCACAGCGGGGACGCUCAUCUACAACGCGAUCAGCUCCACCACCACAAUUUUCCAGCUCUGAGAGUCGAAGGAACGCCAUCUUUUCUCUCUCCUCUUUUUCCUUUUUUUCUCUCGCUUCUCUCAAUAUUAUUUUUAAUCCGCGAUUCAA
Molecule: messenger RNA, 1839 nt
Organism: Selaginella moellendorffii
Lineage: Eukaryota; Viridiplantae; Streptophyta; Lycopodiopsida; Selaginellales; Selaginellaceae
Product: NEDD8-activating enzyme E1 regulatory subunit AXL
Exons: 1
Coding region: 40-1752 (570 amino acids)
Biological process (GO): protein neddylation
Cellular component (GO): cytoplasm
Molecular function (GO): NEDD8 activating enzyme activity
Source: RefSeq, a predicted model, not a curated record